This is a messenger RNA of Brugia malayi, 3675 nucleotides long. RefSeq names its product myocyte nuclear factor-beta. Gene Ontology annotation, molecular function: DNA-binding transcription factor activity, RNA polymerase II-specific; RNA polymerase II cis-regulatory region sequence-specific DNA binding; protein binding. Gene Ontology annotation, biological process: regulation of transcription by RNA polymerase II. Bases 1 to 3675 code for a protein of 1224 amino acids. NCBI's taxonomy places the organism in Eukaryota, Metazoa, Nematoda, Chromadorea, Rhabditida, Onchocercidae. The record is from RefSeq and is a predicted model, not a curated record. The transcript has 19 exons.
AUGAGUGGAAGCAAUAAGCUUGAAAAGUUAUCAUCUGGAAAUGAAAUGUGCAAUAAAGCAUUAACAUCGACAUUGAUGUUAGCAGAUCGAACAUCUAGCACUGCUGAAGCAGUUAUAAAUUCUGUUGUUAAUCGUCAGCAUGAAGCACUCAAAACGGGUAAAUCAAACAUUGAAACGCAAGUAUCUCCGAUAAGAGAAAUAUUGGAAAUUCGCCGUAAUAACUUAUCUGGUGAAUUGCUUGUGCUCAGAGAUAUUGAGAACAGUCCUAAAAAGGUUGGGUGGAUUGGUGAGCCCGCCUUUCAUCCACUGGCGCUUAUUCGUGGUCCUAGCGGAACAUUUGCCGUUUCAAAGAAGGUGGUGAUUAUUGGCCGAGACUCUGCAAAUUCGAUUACAGAUCUUGUAGUUCAGGAAAGCAAUUACGUAAGCAGGUGUCAUAUUAUUCUGUACCAUACUGGUCAACAGAAUAGAUGGAAUAUCAAAGUGAAUGGGAAGAACGGUGUGCUCAUCAAUGGAAUUAUGUAUGGACAGUCUGAACAGGCUCGAAGUAUUCCAUUUAGCUGCAUUUUUCAUUUCCCUUCCACACAUAUUGUUAUACUAUUUCGUGGUGUGGAACCACUACCUGGCACUGCGAAUUCGCUUGACUGUAACGUUCAGCUAAUAGGAAAUGAAAUAGAUUCAGCAGUUUCCUUGGCUGAUGAAUAUGGAUGCAUCAGUGCUAAGUGUUCUGUAUCCCUGAUUUUCGAACCUAGAAAAAGGGGAACCGCAUUUGCUCUUACAGAAUCAGAUAAAACAUUUUAUUUGUCUAAUAAGCCUCAUAUGGAAGAAUGCACGAACAUACCAACAACUGAACACAGCGAACUGGUCCAGAUACCUUCUGGGACUUCUGCAGGAGCAGAUGUCAACACUGGACCGCCGACAUCAAUGUCAACCUCACAUUCUGGUCGAAACUGCAAAGAAGAUUAUGAAAUCUCGGAUGAAAAGCCACCAUAUUCAUACACUCAGCUGAUCGUCCAAGCUAUUCUGAGUUCACCAGAUCGGCAGACAACUUUGUCAGAUAUUUAUAACUAUAUCACAAGCCGUUAUCCGUGGUAUCGUAAAACAGAUAAAGGUUGGCGAAAUUCAAUCCGUCAUAAUCUUUCACUGAAUCGAUAUUUCAUAAAGGUCGCACGUUCUCAGGAAGGACCCGGUAAAGGUUCAUUUUGGAAGAUCGAAUCAUCUGCUUUACGUAACAUCGAAUUGGUUUACAAAAAAAGAAAAUCAAAAUCAUUAAAGUGUAACAAAUUCUCGAAUCUUAUAAUGAACAGUGGUCCAAAAUCUGACAACAUCAUGACCUGUGCAGCAUCCGAAAUAGAAAGGAUUGAAACAGAUUCAUAUACCGCUGAUCGACAGUUUAUUGCUGACGCGGAAGUGUGUGAGGAAAUGUUGGUAUCGAGCAACGGUAGCACCAACAAUAGUAGCAAUAGUAAUAAUAGCAGCAUCUUCUUCAGUAGUGAUAGUAGUAGUAGCAAUGGAAAUAGCAACACCACCAUCAGCAGUGGUAGCAGCAUCAUCAGCAACAGUAAUAGUAUCAGUUGCAACAAUACAAAAAUGAAUGCAAGUGGUAGAAUUCCCAGUUAUUUUGCAGGUAUAGAUCCAUCUACCAACAUACAAUUUUCGCCUCCUGAAUCACUGUUUCCAUUGCACCAGCCACAAAGUUGUAUUUUUCCAGAUAAUAAUCCUCGUUUGAAAAAGGAUAUCACUGUAUUCCCGAUGCAGGAUAAUAAAGUAUUAACUGAAGAAGUGGGAUUUGAACAUAGCGCACCGCGUUCUCCUAAAAACGUAUCAGGAACAGAAUUUCAUUCUUGCGGUGGAACGUUUAAAGUUCAUCAGUCUGUGGAAGAUGGACGCUCUCGUCUUCAAAUCUGUCCUUCUGCACCGGAAUAUCGGUCCGUCAAUAUCAACAAAUUGCCGGAGGCAUUAAGCUCUAAUACAUUGCAUCUUAUCGCUCCGUACGCCCAAAACGGAACAAAUAGUCUAUGCACGACACCUGUUCAAGAAGUGCUUCAGGGUCAGAGUGGAGUGAAUCUUAUGUUGAGCAGUUCAAAUGAGCUGCAGCAUCAUAAGGCUAAUAGGAAGAAAGCACAGCCACAUCAUUCUAACAGACGACGAAAUCACACCUACUCAUCACUAGUGGAGCCAAUUAUUAGUGAAAAAAUGAUGGUCACACCAGGUCAUUUGUACAUAAGACCAGAGCAGCAGCGCAUAAGUACAUCUGGUGCACAACAAGUCGUUGGCACCAAAAAUUACGUUGGAGAUGCCAAAGUUGUCGUUGGAAGUGAACAGGGUGGCUCUUUUACACGACUACCAAUUGUGCGAAAAUAUGGUGUUGAUGAGUCUGUUAAAUUGAAUGCGCCGGAAAUGCAGCGCUUAUCCAGAGAUGGUUUCAUGCCAGAUAUGCUAAUUCAGCGAAAACGAACAUGCACCAAUGAUAUUACUGCUCGAAAACAACAUAGAGUUACUAAAAAGCUCAAAGAGGCGGCAGAGCAAAAGAAAACAUUUGGUGUACAACUUUCAGGUGCUGCACAAACUAAUAAUGAAAGUACUACUUGGACAGGAAAUCCUGUACCGACUCUUCCAUCUCAUAUAACGUUAGAAACUGCCACCUCGACUAAUCCUAAUUUUCUGGCGCAACAGUUCCAAACUGAUAACAACAUAAAUGGAAAUCAGGUUGAGCCUAAUACUGUUGAAAAUAAUUCUGCAUUGGAUAAAUUGAAGCUUGCAGCAAUUUUCUCUUAUGCGAAGUCGGAAUUGCUGCGAAACAGAUUAUUCAGAGAGAUGCUGUCGCAGCUGCAACCAAACUGUGGAACCAGUCUGAAUUCGCAAACGCAAACAAGUACCUCUACGACAACACAACAGGCAAACAACUGGCAAGCUACAGCAAUGCAAAACGCAGAACUUGUAGCAUUAUAUCAACAAUUGUUGGCGAAACCCGACAUGUUAAACACCAUACAAUCAACCCAACCGGUGAAUGCACCUGUUACUGGAGUAACUUCACAGAAUCUGCCGAAUUUUAAUCCUUUAUUAUCAAAUGCCGCUUCGAUGAUGAUAAUUUCGCAGCUGGAAGCUGCUGCAUACAUACAGUACCAGUCAAAAAUUCAACAGAUGUCUGCCUCUUCCAUGUCGUUAGAGUAUCUUUCUAAUUACGUUAAUUACAUUAAAGUGCUUGCGGGUUUUUCGGUAGCGCAAAGUCAGCCACAGCCAUCAGAUCCAGUUGCCCCAACAAAUGGUAAACAGCAACAAUAUCAAAACGUUCAAGAGGCGCAGUCCCGAUUUAUUUUCCCAAAUUACUCCUUCCCAACAACUUUUCCACUUAAUUCUGUUCUUACUCAUAACUUAAAUUUGAAUACGAAUCAGUGGUUGAAUUAUUAUAUGCGAUUGCUCGCUAUUCAAUCCAGUCCAAUAGGGCCGUCCACUUCAUCCACCACUUCAUUAUGGAAUCCACUCUCUACGCCUACUCUUCAGAACGCUGCACCGGCACCUGUGCCGAAUGUACAGAAGGAGCCCUGUGAUUUAACGACACAGCGCAAUGGUGGUGGUGGUAGCGGGGACAGUCGGGAACGACAUCCGAAUGAUUUGGAGGUGGCAGAGAUACUAGCAUCAAUCGCUGAUACUCCUUCUGGAUAUAAAGGUAAUUAG